Molecule: messenger RNA, 10701 nt
Organism: Cavia porcellus (domestic guinea pig)
Lineage: Eukaryota; Metazoa; Chordata; Mammalia; Rodentia; Caviidae
Gene: Ccser1
Product: coiled-coil serine rich protein 1
Exons: 11
Coding region: 957-3656 (899 amino acids)
Source: RefSeq, a predicted model, not a curated record
UUUUACAUUGUGCUUGUAUGAUACGAAUCGAAUGUGAAUACAAAUGCUUACUUUGAAGAUUUGAAGUUAAAAAAUCAGAAAAUUAGGUCAGUUGGAUUCCCAGUGUUUACACAGCAAGUAAAACUAGGGCAAAAAUAACAGCCAAAAUAUAAUGUGCUCCAGCCUCUUUUAUGUUUCUUUGAAAUACCUUUUGGAGUCCCUGGGUUCUUACAUGAGACGUGGCAAAAGGACAUGGCCCUCAUGGUACACAUUUUAUAAUUUGCUUUCUAAAUUUUUUAGGACGAUUAUCUUGAGUCUUUACUGUCCGCCAGAUGUACUAAAUUCUUUAUGUAAAUUUUCUUAUGAAUACCAUAGAAAUCAAAUUAUUUUCAUUGUAUAAACAAGAAAUGUAUGACAUUGAAGAGGUUAAGUAAUGCGACUCACUUUUCACAGCUGUUUAAAAUACAGAGUGGUCUUCCCUGGUUUUAGUCAUACUAAGGAAGGCUUGGGAGAUUAGAGUACCGUGUUCGCUAGACUCUUUCCUCUCCCACUCCCCUUGCCUACUUCUGGCCCUGGGAGCUGGAGGGGGGUGGAACUAGAGACACUGCUGCUGGUCCAGGCCCUGCUGGUCCAGGCCCUGCUGCCUUAAGCCGGCUGUGCCUGUGCUGGGCUCAGGGAGCUGGUGCUGAGUUCACAGAGGAGCCCUCCCCACUGCCAGCACGGUCUCAUCACCUCCCGCACUGCUGCUUUAAUUAGUGCUGCUGCCCACCUCGCCCUGCUGUGGCCAGCGCCUUCACUGCUGGUGCCUUGUGCUCUCCUCUUCCCUGGCCGUUCUUUAAGCAAGAGCUGCUGCAGAUUUUACUUGUACCUCCCCUGUGCAUUCAUUGCCUUGAGACUCAGGCAGAAGUCCAUGGAGCCUGGAUCAAAGACUCCUGGGCUGCUAAAUUGGCGGUCACCCUGCAAGCCUUGGAGUCCCAAUGGGGGACUCGGGAUCAAGACGAUCUACACUGGUCUCUCGGUUGCCAAUAUUUAGAAGAAGUAUUAGCAGAAGACAUGACUCCCUUCCUUCCUCACCUUCUUCCAGUAACACAGUUGGCGUGCACAGCUCCUCUCCUUCCAGCACUAACUCGAGCUCAGGUAGUACAGGGAAACGCAGGAGCAUAUUCCGAGCUCCUUCCAUCAGCUUCCACCAUAAGAAGGGAAGUGAAGCUAAGCAAGAGCCUACCAACCAGAACCUUAGUAUUUCAAACGGUGCUCAGCCUGGUCACAGCAACAUGCAGAAAUUGACUUUGGAAGACCAUAUUAAAACCCGGGGAAGACAUUCUGUGGGUUUUAGUAGUUCAAGAAAUAAGAAGAUUACAAGAUCAUUGACUGAGGAUUUUGAGAGGGAAAAGGAGCAGACAGCUAAUAAGAAUGUCUUUAUAAAUUGUCUAAGCUCUGGCAAAAGUGAAGCAGAUGAUUCAGGAUUCACAGAAGAACAGACACGGCAUUCUGUGAAACGAUCAUCGAGGAAGCUACUCCCCAAAUCUUUUUCAUCUCACUAUAAAUUUUCUAAGCCAGUCCCACAGAGCCAAUCCAUUUCAUUGGUACCACAAUCUGAAUUCUCCCUGGAAAUUAUGCAAUACCAAGAGGAAGAUCCUGUAUUUGUAGGAGCUUCUCCAUCUUGUUCUGUGGAUGCAACUGAACCGGCUGGAAGCUCCUUACAAUCUCCUUUGCUUUCUGCUGAUCUGACCACAGCCCAGACACCUUCAGAAUUUUUAGUCUUGACUGAAGAUUCUGUAUCUGAAGCAGAUGCAUUUCCUAAAAGUGGAAGUAUGGCAUCCCACUGUGAUAACGUUGGCCACAAUGAUUCUACCUCUCAGCUCUCUCCCAAUCCUGCUGCUCUUACAAAAACAACAAUAGAACUUACAGGAAUCAGUCCCUGUGCAAUCACAUCUCCUGCGAAAUACAGGUUAGAAGGUCGAUGUAGCACUGAAUCGAGUUCCUUCCGGGAAACGUCUGCUGCUAAUCAGAAGGAAGUGCUACUACAGUUCACUGAGCCACCCGUUAAGAAUGUUAGCCACUCAGAGACUCCCCAACCAACAGAUACUCAAAAAGAAGAAAACACAGCACUACAGAAUGGUGACACAGUGCUGACGACAAGCUCCCCAAGGAAACUUGGCUUAUACGAGACACAGAAAGCAAUAGCUGAGCCUGUGAAAGGGAUGCAUCCUGUUUCAGAUUCAAGGCUAAUACCUUCUUCUGGGGAUCAUCAUUUUUUUAACAAAGCGUCAUAUGGGUAUGAAGGAAAUACUGCCAAAGUUCUUGCCAGCAGCCUAAGUCCAUAUCGUGAAGGAAGAUUUAUAGAGAGGCGACUGAGAUCCUCCUCAGAAGGAACUACAGGGAGUAGCAGAAUGAUUUUGAAACCAAAAGAUGGAAAUGGAGAAAUGAAUAGUUUAAGAAAGCAAAGAACAGGUUCCUCUUCCUCAAAAAUGAACAGUAUGGAUGUUUUAAAUAAUUUGGGAUCUUGUGAACUGGAUGAAGAUGACUUAAUGCUUGAUUUAGAGUUUUUAGAGGAACAGAACCUUCACCCCUCUGUUUGCCGAGAGGAUUCAUACCACUCUGUAGUCUCAUGUGCUGCGGUUGUUCUUGCACCUGUGGAACCAAUGAAAGAAAUGAAGAAAAGAGAAGAACCAAAAUGUCCUGAGCCUUCGAAACAGAGUCUUUCUUUGAAAUUGACAAGAGACAUGGACCAGGAAUCCAGAUGUCCCCAUGUCAGCCGAGUGCCUGGCAGCCCAUCGGCAGAUUGGCCCUUCCAGAGCAUAGAAGAGAAUGGAGGCUUUGAUCCUCUGCCAUUCAGAUUGAUGUUACAGGACUGCACUGCCGUGAAGACGCUGUUGUUAAAGAUGAAGAGAGUUCUCCAAGAGAGUUCAGACAUGAGCCCUGCGAGCAGCACCACUUCGCUUCCUGUUAGUCCUCUUGCGGAAGAGCCAGUGCCUUUCAAGGAUAUAAUGAAAGAUGAAUGUUCUGUGCUCAAGCUACAACUGAAAGAGAGGGACGAACUCAUUUCCCACCUUCAGGAAGAGCUGGAAAAAGUGCAGCAUUUACAGAAGGCUUUUGCUUCAAGGGUAGAUAAAUCCACACAGACGGAACUUCUAGGCUAUGAUGGUUUAAGCUUGAAAAGACUGGAGUCAGCACAAGGAGGAAGAGAGGCUACAUAUCGAAAUCGAAUUGUGAGCCAAAAUCUCAGCACAAGGGACAGAAAAGCAAUACAUACUCCCACCGAGGACCGUUUUAGAUACUCAGCAGCUGACCAGACAAGCCCCUACAAAAACAAGACCUGUCAACUUUCAAGUCUGUGUUUAAGUAAUUUCUUGAAGGACAAGGAACUAGUGGAAGCUAUCAAACACUCGAGAGGAGCAUGUGAAACUCUCUCUUCAGAGGUUGCGCAGAAUUUCCAGACCACUGUCGGGCAGAGCGCCCUUAAGCCAGUGGCCAAGACCGAAGGGCUCUCCAAGUUCUCAGAGAAACCAAAGGAGCAAGUCACUGCGUCCCGACAGCAUUCGACCUUCAUGGGCAGGCUUGGGCAGCCACCGCGGGGGCCAAUCUCUUUACACAUGUACAGCAGGAAGAAUGUUUUCCUCCACCACAAUUUACAUAGUACUGAACUACAGUCUCUGGGCCAGCAAGAUGGGUAAUGAAGUUAUCCUAUUCUUGUCUCUGGAUAGGAUAAAGAUGGUUUGUGUUUCUUGUGCAUAGUUCAUAUUAAAAUUGUCAUGUAUUUUAUAUUACUUUUAAUUUUAGUCACGAACAAAGACUUGUGGUCUUUAGUUAUUAUCAUUAUUAUUUUAAGAAUGAAGGUUCACGGGCCAGGAAUGUAGCUCAGCAGCACAAGCUCCUGCCUGCCAAAUGCGAGGUCAGGAGUUCGAUCCCUGGUACAAAAAAAAAAAAAAAAAAAGAGAGACUGAAGGUUCAAGCAUGUUAAUUGAAUUAAGUUGAAUUGCCUCGAAGAAUUUACUAUAUAUGUGUAUAAUAAAGGGGACCAUCUUGAUGGUUUAUAUAAUUGCUAAUUUAGAGAGAAUCUUGUAUCUCUAUCACGGAUUCACAUUUAGAUUUCAAAAAGUAAUGUCAGAUAGCACUCUGUUUACUGUCAACAGUGUUACUAUAAAGAUAGAUAUAAAAAGGAAAUAGAUAAAGGAACUGUAAAGAAUUUUAAAUGACAUAGUUAAUAGAGAAACUUUAAAGUGUUAUAUUUGGUGGUGUAUUUAUUAGAGGAAUGAAGCUUGUUUGCAUGUAACAUAGAGAUGUUUUUGUCUCUCUAUUACAUACAUCCAAGCUUGUGAUACCUUGAACAGGGGAAGGCUGUUUCUUUUAUCCUUUAAAUGUUUUGUUUACAGUAGUGCUCAAAGGAUUUUGGACAGAGUAAUUGCUAGCCAAAUAGGGAAUGACAGCUCUGAUCUUUAAACCAAUUUUGCUUUUAGUUUUUGCUAUUGAUAUGGAAGCACCAUAGCAUAACACAGUGAAGAGGUAAAGUGGGCUGGAUUUUGUUACAUGACCUGCUGUGUUCUCUGAGUCACUGUUGUAGAAAUUUCAGCAUUUUUGAAAUGUCAGGAAUUCAAUAUUCCGAGAAAAAUAUUAUUUUAUUUUAUUUUUCCUAUAUUCUUAAAUGUUCAUUUUAAAUAUAAAUCCAGUUUUGGUUUAUAUACAUAUGGAACUUGAUUAACUGAGGAACAGGGUGUCAACUUUUGGUAUCCUAUAAAAAAUACUUUUGACUGUGAAGUCAUUUAGACUUAGAAAACAAAAAGUAAAAUAAUACAUGAACUUUGCCUGUUUGAUCUUAGAAAUAAACCUUUAACUGAAAUAUUUAAAAUUCAGUGAUGGCACAUAUUUUGACAAAUAAGGUAUUACAUACUUAAGUGCUCAUGAGAUAGAUCAAUAAAUCUAAAUAAAACAGUUAAUCUUUAGUAAAAAAGCAGUUUCAAAUGGUAAGUAUAAAUAAUUGCAAAAAGACUAUUGGGAAUCAGGUGUGCAGUUUUCUUAUACUAAGAUCAGAGCUGGUAACCAUAGCCACGUUAGACAUAGUCACGCAAAUUGAAACUGUCAUAUGCAGUGCAUGAUCUGUUUUCCUUGCAUUCACUGACAGACUCUGUCAGCCUGCACAAAUGAGAUGAAUGAAGAGAAAUUAAGAUAGCAGUUUUAGCAUGGCAUCUGACUAACCUGCUUACAUCAAAGCUAUAUGUGAAAUGCAUCUUCUAAUAUAAAAAUAUAUUUGAGUUCUAUGCUUUGGGGAGAAGCAUUAGACCCUCUCCCCAGAUUUAACCACUGAACUUUGAUCAACUUUCAACUUGGUUAGAAUUGCUAGUAAGAUGUAUAGGGAAUAUGUUUUAAUUUUGGUUUUCCAAAACAAGCAUGUGCAUCAAGACAAAUAUUCAUCAAAUGUUUUCUUUUUCUUGUGUGUUUAUAAUUCUGCCAAAAGAGAAGAAAAUGCCCCAUAAUUUGCUUCAUUUAAUGAGACUGCUGUCAGAAAUUUUCAUCAUAUUUUAAAAGUUGUAAUAUUCAGGCAAACAUGCAUUAUGGACUGGGUAACAUUUAAAGAAUCAUAGAAACAUUAUGAUUUACUUGUGAAAUUCAGCUUGAGUUGUACUGAAAAUUACUGCGUGUUGCUAGAAUAUCUUAAAUCUAUAAAUAAGUAAGCAUGAUAAAAUAAUCAAGGAUUUUUUUCCCAGGAUAUGGAAGAGCUAUGUAUCACAAAUAAUGUUUUUGAUUUGGAAUUUUGCAGUUUGUAGUUUCAUUUUGCUGGAAGAUAGACUUUUGCAUUAUACUUUGUAAAAAAUAAUCUAUUUAAGAAAAUCUGUCAUUUAAUAGACAUUUUAAGAGAUGUUUUAAACACUAGUAUUUUCUUGGAAAAUCUUUUUUAAAGCUGGAACAUUCAAAAAGACAACCUGGAUUCAACAGUUCAAUUUUAAAAGGAGGGAUAUUUUUUGGAAAUAUCAUCUUAAAGCUGUUUUGUAUCAGUAUUUUCAAGCAUUGUUAUACUAUUAUUUGUAAUACUCAGUGUAACUCAGGCCUGGAGAAGGUAUAAGCCCACUGUAUUAAUAUAGAUCAAUAAUGUAAUACAGAGGUCUUUUGUAAGUUCCUCUUGUUUAGAUAGUCUCAGUCAUAACAAUGGUGUCUGGGUACUGUUUCAGUGAGUCAAAUUCUUUGUACUAAAAUCUCUAGUUUUCUAAGAAAGUUCCAUGUAUAAAAAUGAUUUAUACAUUUCUCCAAGGCCGUACAUAUCCAAAGACAUGACACCAGGGGGGAAAAGUGCUUGUUUUUUUGUUUGUUUGUUUGGUGAAGCAGUGGUCUUUUCCUUUUUUCCUUCUUUAGUGCAUGUGUGUCUGUAGCUAAGCCCAAGCAACCCUGUGAAAUUUCUGCUGCAAACUGUCUCCUCUGAAUCUAGAAUGUUUUAAAGGACACUUAAGAAAAGACAGUCCUGAAGGAAAGAUGUUUCUACCUGAAAUAAAUCAUUCCCACUUUUGUAAUUAUUGGAACAUGAAGCUGUAUUUCUAUGAACUCAGUAAUUUUUUCCGGAUAAUUUUAUAUGCUACCAGAGGCACCAGAAAGCUACGGAAUAUCUCCCAGAUUAUAUCCAUUUCUUUGGAGCACCUUCAUCUUAUUCCAAAUGACACAGUGAAAUUGUUGUUGCAACUUUAAAGGUAUAAAUCGACCAGUAUCAUGACGCUCAGGGGAAGAGCCUACAGUCACAAGUUACUCACGUUAUCUUUAUUAUUCAUUCAUUUAUGAAUCAAUAAAAUGAUGGGCUGAUAGAUAACACUGAACAAUUAUAAGCAUGGACAUAUUUGGCUAACUUGUUUACAAAAGUUUUCCUGGCUUAUCCAAGUUUAUGGUUGGUAUUUUACUUCUAAUAUUUUUCAGGAUUAAUCUCAGGCCUGUAUCAUUAUUUUCUGAGUGUUGAGCUCUUGUUGAAUUCAUAGGAAAUUUUAUAUUUUGUUUUGUUUAUUGUCUUUUGUGUUUAGUAGAGAUAAUAUUCCUUUCCCACCACAAAAAAGUUAAGUUUUUCUUAUUGUUAUUGUUAUUGUAUCUUUAAGGACCAUAUCUCUAAGAUAAAUCGAUCACAUUCUAUCACUCUUCCCAGGAACUUUCUUAGUAAUUUAGUUGAUGAAGCAGCAGGAAUAGUUUAAUAAAUACUGAAUCCUAUUUCCGAAUAUCAUUGGUCAUUAUUACCUUCCUCAUCAAGGAAUAGUAAGCCUCAGUAGUGAGUAACUUGGCAUAGUGGGUAUAAUCUUAUAAUAUUAUUAUAAUCUUAGUAUAUUUUAAAUUUGACUCACUUUUUCAGUUGUGGAACUUUAUAUGUUGAAGCCAUGAAAGUUCAAAGUACCCCUACCACUACAAUGAACCAAGCAUACCUGAAAACAGAAAAGUGGAAGUGUGCAAAGGUGCAACCCAUGAUUAUCAUCCUCACAACUAACUCACAUUGCCCAGCAUAGCACCUUUCCUUCCACUGAAAUACAUCCUUAAAUGAAGCACUGGUACUUUACACCAACAUUUUGUGUCUAAGACUCCACUUUAGGCAUAUUAAUCAGGUCCCUUUAUAUAUUUUCAUAUAUAUACACAUAUCUUUUUUCACAAAAAGUAUUUCAAAAACAUAUAUUUUUUUUGUAAUUUACUCCAUCUGGGAUAAAAAUUUGGGGGGCUAAGGAUAUAUUGCUCAGUGACACAGCGCCUGCCUGAAAUUUGAAAAAAAAAAGAAAAAACUUUAAUUUUUUUUCUUUUCUCACAUGCUGAGUCUGCCAUAUACAUAUAGGCUAAAUCGAAUUGUAUAACAGAGAUGUUAGUAUUUAAAAAUGAUUUUUGGUUUUCUUAAAAAAAGAAAAAAGUUGAUUUGCACAUAAAAUAUAAGAGCAAACAGCCAAGUAACCAACAAUCGAGAGGCUCACUUGUUUAAUAAGAUACAUUAUCAUUGCAAAAUUUUUGUUUCUCAAAUUUUCUUCUUUGCCAAAUUGUUCCACCAAUAGUCAGAACUACAAACAUAUCCAUGAAUUAAUAAUUUUAACCACACAUUUUAUCUUACUAAGAACACAUUUCUAAUUUCUAAGGAGUGUGGCCUCGAAACAAAAGUCCAAUGAUGGCAUUUUGAGUUUCAUUACCUAUCCGACUGUCUACCCUGUUGAAGAUCUAGAGAAUUUCUUAGGAAAAACUAAGGCACAUAAAAGUCUUUAAAUAUGUAGGGGACAUUUUUGACAUUAAGCAGUGAUCUAGGAUGUGGGUGUUAUGGCUCAGACAUUGAUUGUGCCCACUCAAAGUUCUGACUGGAGGAUUGGUCUCCAGAGUGGUGGUAUUGGAAGAUCCUGUGGAGACUCCGAGAGGCAGAGCCUGGUCUGUAGAUGUAGUUCAGUUACAGAGAUUUCCUGUCAGGGUUAAGUCCCUGGGACUGAGUCCUGGAAUGAGAAGAGAAACACAGACACACAGACACACACACAGACACACACACACACACACACACACACACACACUCACAAGCACACGCAUAGGCAUAGGCGCAGGUACAGGCACAGGUACAGAAAGAGAGAGAAGGGGGAGACAGACAGAGGCACAGAGAGACACAGAAACACAGAGAUAGAGAGGGAAAAGGAAAGACAGAAGGGGAGAGGAGGAGGUGGAGAGACAGAGAGACAGAUACAGAGAGAGAGAAUGCUUCCCUCAUGGGGAGUCCUUAAGUCAUUUAAGGUAUGUCCUUGAAAAGUAGUUGUGAUGUGAUCCUUUGAGUUCUUGUGAGAGGGUGAUCAUAAAGUAGCAAGCCUGGUUUCUCUGCUUUGUCUUACAUUGUGACUACUUGUUACUCCGUACAAUACUAUCAUUGCCACUAACCAGCUGUCAGGGGGCUCUUACCAGAACAAAGCUGAGGUCCUUUUUCAUGCUCUUGAGCUUCCAAGACUAUAACCUACAGAAAUUUUUUGUUCUUCAUGAGUAGCAUGUGUCAGGUAUUGUGAUAUAGUAAUAAAAUGCUGACAAAGUGAUAGAAUAGCAUGAUUUUCUCUGACGUGGACACAUUAACGUUUCCAAUUUAAUCUCACAAACAUUUUUCCUUAAAACUGAAAAAGUGGAGCCUCCUACAUCUUGUCAUCUUUUGCAAAUAUUACCUCAUUCCAUUAAUAAGUGGAGUUCAUUGUAAUAAAAUAUCAUAGACUGAAUGGCUUAAGCAAAAGAUUUAUGGCUUACAAUUCCAUUUCUGGGGCCUACAAGUGCAAGCCUGAGGUGUCGGAAGAACCAAUUCUGAUGAGGAAGAGUGCAGUGGGCAACUUUCUUGUAUCUUCACAUGGUAGAGAAUAAACUCUGGUUUCCUCUUCUUAACAGAACUCUAAUCCCAUUCUAAGGAUCCCACCCUCAGGACUCAGCCAACCCUAACUACCUUCCGAGGCUCCACCUUCAGACCAUCAUGUUAGUACAAGAGUUUUUAAUUAGGAAUCUGUGGGCAAUGCAUCCAUUCUAUAGCUUUCAUUUUCAGUUUACAGCAAUCUAGUGAGGGAGAUACUGUUUUUUUCUUUCAUAGAUUAUUUGAGCGAAUUAGAAACUUUGCCAAGGACAUUCAACACACGUGUUUAAAUAAAUGUAUUCAUAGCCUUCACCUUUUCCUUUAUGUCACGAUUACAUCUGGAGAGGGCCCUUCAGGAAGGAGGCUGUGUGAGUCAGACAAGCCCGUGCUGCCUCACUCUCUUUUACUGUUCCAUUGAUAUUGCUAUGAAAGGAAAUCUAAGCAACGUUUAAGUUUAGAAAAAAUUCAGUCUCAAUUUGUAGAGAAGUCUUAGAAGAAUGUUUUCCUGUUUUAAACUUACCACCCAGACAAUUGGGAACAUUACUAGAAAAAGAUUUCAUGUUAUUUUUUUUUUUUUUUUUGAAGUAGAGUGCCAACAACGUCUAAAAAAGGAAAACCCACUGUAGGUGAAAAAAGAACUGGGUUAUCUUAUUUUCCCCUUCUAUUCUGAGAGUAAUGAUAUAGAUACCACUGAAGUUGAUAUGUUGUACAUUUUAAAAAUAAGACCAUUCCAAAAUUGCUUUAGACAUUUCUGUAUAAGGACAAAAUUUACAUAUGGUUUAAAAUUUUCUUAAAUAUUUGGAAGAGUUGAAAUUAAAUGUGAUGUACAAAUUUAAUUGCUCAAUUUUUCAACAAAAUAUAUUUUAUUCUGUCAUUAAUCUUAUAUACAUAAAUAAUGUCUACAUCUACAUAAAAUACUAUUCUACCAUGAGUUUUUUUCUUCCUAAACCCAUUUCUUCAAGAAUGCAAGAAAAUUUGAAGAGUAGCUAAACUCUGUUUUUAGGAAGGAAAAAUACAUCAGAGGUUAUUAAUAUUUAUAAAAAUAUUUUCUAUUCUUAAUCUUCAAAAUUCUAAAAUUUUAAUUGGAAAUAGAGUAAGUAGCAAAUUAUUCUGGAGAUUACCAUUUUAAAUAAUAUUGAAUGUAAUGAUGUAAUUUCUUUUGCGGCUCUUAAUAUACCAAUAAAGACAAUGAUUUUACUUAAUGGAAAUUUCAUACUUUGACUAAUAUUCUGAGGGAAGAUUGCUAUAUUUAAGUAUGAUGAUUAGAGAAAUAUGCAUACUUCCUGCACAUAAUAAAUUUUAAAACAAAAAAUUAAUCUGUGUGAUACCUGAUUGCUUUUAACAUGAUAUUAUCUUUUUCUGAACCUAUGUCAUUGAUGGUUGGGCUUAUUACGUGGGUUAUACUCUGCAAUAAACAAUGUGACUCA